Molecule: messenger RNA, 468 nt
Organism: Serendipita indica DSM 11827
Lineage: Eukaryota; Fungi; Basidiomycota; Agaricomycetes; Sebacinales; Serendipitaceae
Source: the annotation of a GenBank genome assembly
AUGCACUUUCAACAUCUGUUUGUCCUUGUCCUUGCCUACUUUACUGUAGGCGUGAUUGGAGCACCGGUCUAUGGUCGACCUGGCGGGAAUGAGCUCGUCGCACGCACAAUUGUGGGUCACCGAACACCCGGAGAAAAACAAGCGCAUAUUGUCGCCCACGAACUGUCCUCCGAGUCGCCAUCCCCCGCACUCGCUCGUCGAGCUCUUGUAGAGUCCCCGGACCUCCAAGCUCGAAGUGUCCCCGACUCGUUCAUUAGCCGACGAGACGCGGCGCUUGCUCAAUUAGAUGCCGUGGCGCUUUCGCGGCGGGAUACACUCUCAUUGGGAGCAGCGCUGCAUCGGUUUAUUCGACGAACCAUGCAAGCAAAGCGAGAGAUGGAGGCAGCUGUUGCACAUAUGCCCAGUGAUGAGAUGCGAAAGCUUGUCCCCGGGAUGGUACCGCGGAUUGCAUUACCUCCGGUCGUCUAA